AAGUCAAAAUACUACUAUGUUCCAUCCCCGCACCGCCCACUGACCCCGUACUACCCUCACCCUCUGUAAGUAAUCGACGGCUCUAUAACUACUUUCUCGAUGGCCCACAAGUAUUGAUCCUGAAACUGUACGAAAGUAAGAGCAUUCCACACGCGGCGGACUUUUUUUUUCGGACUCCUACGAACGUUCACAUCAGCCUUGUUGUGCUCUUCAAAUCACUACCCCCGAUUGGCAAAACUACGACCAAUGAAAGAAAAGAAAGAUGAGAUCGUCUGGCACUAGUGUAGAGGAAAACUUGUAAAGUAAAGGUGGUAUUAUAUUGCUGUAUACAUAGCUUGCUGUUGCGCUAUUUUUAAGCGAGUGCGUUAAUCAUUAUCGCAACUACGACUAGAAAUUGGCGCGAGUCGCGAAGUCCUUAGACGAGCAAUUAUCCACUUCUUUUUACUCUUGAUCAUAUUCGUAUGGAUGUGUCAGAGUUGAAAUCGACAAAGCUGAAAUAAUUUGCCAUGCAUAAAAUGGACGCCAGUUGGAAUCCAGUUUCCAAUUGGCGCAUGACAAAUUUCGGUGGUCCCUAAAUCCAGUUUGUCAUGCUGUUUAGGCAAAGAAGAGCGAUUUUCGCAUGCUACUUUAGCAGCUCGAGCUGUAGCCCCAAACAGGCUUACAAUCGGCCUCACUUGCCUGCUCUGCAACACACGUGCCGCGGGUCAUGCAUUUUAUGCAUUACAAACUAUUUCAACUUUGACGAUUUCAAACCUGACAGUUCCAUAAUUCGUAAGGUUUCGCUUUCCAAAUCCAACCAAUCUACGAACCAAAAAUCAAAAAACAGGGACAUCGGACCAAUGCAGGCGAAUGGAAGAAGCAUCUAGCAUGGCUCCUAAGCACUACAAGUAGAAUGACGGCACUUUUUUUAUUUGUCAGUUUUGACGAGGAACAUCACAACUUCUCGGGAGGAGAAGUGAGUUUUUCAUACAUUCGGCGACUUGGAUAGCUUCAAAAGACUAUUAAAAGCAGUCCUCUCUGCUCUCGGAGUCGGUGUAUUUCAUCUAUAGUUGUCUGGGUCCAAUUCAUUACUUAUUCUCUGCUGUUCACAAAGAAAGUUCGAGAUUUACUACUAGAAGUGCUCUUUUUUGUAAUUAAGUUUGUUGUACCGCGACGACGCUCCAAUUUCUUGCAACUACUGUAGACUACAGACUGCCAAAGAAUAAAAGCUGCUGCUGUAGGCUCUCCUGACGAGACGGGUCUUCUGCAUUUACUGUCAAGUGCAACCUUCCCGAAAUCAAGAACCCUCAGCGACGCACCAGCAGCCUAAAAAAACUUGCGCUCAUUCGGAGCAAAAUUUCUUCACUUCUCUAGUGGUGUAUCUAUAUCAUUCGGCCAAUUUUGUAAGGAAUUUGUGCGACGAGCAGGGCGACACAGACACUCCUCAUCCGAUUUUCGAAAAAAGAUAAAGCUACCUUGUAGUACGUGUGAGUAAGGUUGUACUUCUGUUGAAGCAAGUAUGCUACACCUAAAAGAAUAAGCCAUUAUUUACGCAGUGUUUACGUUUAAGUUUAAGUUUAAGAGUGGUUAGAGUUUAGUAUCUAUUGGGACCUG
Messenger RNA from Amoebophrya sp. A120, 1593 nucleotides. Lineage: Eukaryota; Dinophyceae; Syndiniales; Amoebophryaceae. The record is from the annotation of a GenBank genome assembly.